UCACAUCUGCGAAGCCUCUGCGUCUGUCCUCUCGUCCGCGGCUUGCCUGCGCAUCCGCUCGCGUGGCCUGGGCGCUCUCCGCCGCGCUCCGCUCGGUCCUCGGCUGCACGCCGCAGGCCUGUCUCUCUGCGCUGGGCGCAUUCGGAGCAUCUCGCUGAGCUGCGAUGCAGGGCUUCGUCAAGCAUGUGGUGCGCUCGCCGCUGGCGCCCUCUACUGUCGAGUCAAUAGCCGCGCGGAGUCUCGAGCACCUCGCGUCCCGCGCCGAGACGUCCAGCGCCAAGCUGACCGGCAGCUUGCGGCAACGCUCCUCGGGCCUCGACCCCAUCGAGAUCAUCAUCAUCCUCGGCACUUUCGUCUGCGUCUUUGCGCUGCUCGUGCUCGUCGGCACGCUGUGCAAGGUGUUCAACCGGCCCUCUACCGAGGCACACCCGUACUACGGCGGCAAUGGUCUGUACCAUCCGUCUGCUGCCGGCUACGGCGGAGGUCCGGGCAGCCAGGCUGCUGCGCGCGCCGCGGCCGCAGGUGCGGGAGGACCAGGCUCCUCGACGAACCUGCUGAGCGUGGAGCAGAAGUACAACGCGCGCGCCAGUCUGCUGGACGCCGCCAGUCCCAUGGGCGCAGGUGGCACAGGCAGCAGUCCGCACCUCGAUGAUUCGUUCGGCGACUCCUCGACCAACUCCGUCGACGACUACUUCGGCAUGCGCAAGCCUAGCGCUGCAGCUGGCCCUUCUCACGCGCCGCACGGCCGCAACGCCAGCAGCAACAUGGGCCAUUCGCGCGGCGAGAGUUCGGGCAUCCAUCUGCCCGGUCCCUCUGCGGCACGUCGGCACGGCGGCGGCGCAUCGGGGCAGCAUCCCGCGCUCCUCUCCGGCGGACCCUCUCCCGACGGCGGCGGCUUCCGGCCGGGCCAAGUCGUCGUGCCCGCAGGCUACGGCACGGCCGGUCCCGGCGGACCCGCGCCACAGCUACGCGCUGCUCCAAGAGGUCCUCCGCCGGCGACGGAUGCGCGCCGGCGCUCCAAGUACGCGCGUGCAGACGGCCGACGCAUCGACUCGGUCGGGCCGGGCGUGCUGCGCAAGAGCAUGUUCCUGGCGUCGGACGAGGCGCCCACCGAUGCGGCGGCACAACGUACCUCGAUGUAUGCUGGCGGCAGUCGCGUGCAGCGACAGCAGAGCGGCAACAGCGAGGGCAACACGAGCGGCGGUCUGCGGCGCGUGGACAGCGUCGGCAGGGGCGAUGCACGACGCAGAAGUCAGGCGUAUCCUGCGGGUGCGGGCGCCUCGGCGCGCACGCCGAGCAUGUAUGGCGCGCUCGCCAACGAUCGCGCCAUGAUGCGCAGCGCGCAGGCGGACAACUUUGGUGCGGGACGGGGAGGGGCAGCAAGAGGCGAUCCAUUGGGCGCAGCGAGGAACAACGAGGGGUACGAGUCGAUGGACUCUCCUUCUUCCGUCGGACCACCAGGCGCAGCACUCAAAGCGGGGCCUCGCAUGCCCAAGCAAUACGCGCAGCAGCCGUCGUCGUACGCCUCUGCGGGACAAGAACAGUACGGCCCGCCACAGCCGCCGCCGCAGCUCAGCAUGCCGCCGCCCGGCGUGCGAGUGCCUCGCGCAAUGGGCCCGCCGAGCCCGGGCAUCGCGCCGGGCAUGCGCAUGCCGCCGAUGGGCGGGUACGCACAUCAGGCGCCGCUCGCGGCGGGAGGUGGAGGGAGACAGAUUCUGUGAGAGGGAGAGAGAACGAAGAGGAUCGGCGAUCGGCUGGAAGCGCUUCGCUGCCUCCCUGCGAGCGACGGGCUGCGUCGGGCCUGGCCUCUCUUCUCCUUCCGCUUCCGCUCUCCUCGCUGCGCUUCCCUUCGGCCGUCCUGUAACACCAGACAGUACCCCUCGGACGGCCCGGCCGCCGUCGUCUGCGCCUGGCACACGCGCGCGCGGCCGCUGCCCCAUUUUUCGCUUCG
Molecule: messenger RNA, 1951 nt
Organism: Tilletiopsis washingtonensis
Lineage: Eukaryota; Fungi; Basidiomycota; Exobasidiomycetes; Entylomatales
Exons: 3
Coding region: 165-1721 (518 amino acids)
Source: RefSeq, a predicted model, not a curated record